Zootoca vivipara (common lizard) is the source of this 11755-nucleotide messenger RNA. It is a transcript of the gene KCNIP1, whose product is annotated as potassium voltage-gated channel interacting protein 1. Gene Ontology annotation, cellular component: voltage-gated potassium channel complex. NCBI's taxonomy places the organism in Eukaryota, Metazoa, Chordata, Lepidosauria, Squamata, Lacertidae. Gene Ontology annotation, biological process: regulation of potassium ion transmembrane transport. Gene Ontology annotation, molecular function: potassium channel regulator activity; transmembrane transporter binding; calcium ion binding. The record is from RefSeq and is a predicted model, not a curated record.
CAUAUUGAGAAACUUUUUUAAAAAAAUAACUCUCUUAUUUGACCCAAGCAGAGAACUGAGGUUAGGGAUGAGCAACCAAUUCCAUCAUGUUUCAGUUGUUCCAACACUCCAUCACUGGUCCAUUCCAUCCCAUUUUCUGUGGAUUUCUUGAAAUGACACACAAUAAGUCUACAUUUGAAUUGUAGGCUUUUUGUUUAUACUUUCAAUGUAGGAUAAGCAUUUUUUAAACAAAGCAGCCACAUUUUCAAAUGUUUUUCAGUGCAUUCAUCCAUAAAAUACACAUUCUGUACAUAUAUUUUAAUAUAAAAUAGACUGCAACCCAUAAUCCAAUGUGCAAUCCAAUUAAGUGUUGUGUUCUGAUCCACAAGCAACCUCAAGAGCAAUAGAUUGGGUCAGAGCAGAUUGCACCAAGCUUGAGAGCAGGCCCCGUUCAGAGGAGGAGGUAGCUGGGUAUACUUGGCCUGGGCAGUGGUGGACCUUGAGGUACCCAAAUUCAAUGCCUCCUUGCCUCUUCCUGUCUACAACAUAGUUGCUGCUUCCCCGAGGCUCUGAACCCAGUGCAACUGAACCAAUUGCAGUCCCCUAAAUCUGCCUCUGUCCCUGGCCUUGGAGGGCUAAGCCUGCUGUGUGGCCCCACUAGGGACUGGCUGCUUUUUUGUUUGAGUUCAGUAAUUUUGUUUUAACAAGACUCCUGCCCUGGGCUCAGAAAAAGCUCUCAUGGGUCUGCUUGAGAGGCAGAGGAGGGGGAGGUUUGGAUGGAACAUGGAGAUAAGAGUUGGUAGGUUGUAAAUGAGGCUGCUAUGUACAUUGGUGAGCAGGCACUGGGGAUGCAAGUGGGGUCAGGUUGUCAGUGGCAGAUGUACUCCCAGUUUAUUUUUAUUUUUUCUUUGGGCAAUACAAAACUACCUUUCUAUGGUAAAAUUAUGCUAAAGCCAGAUUUUAAUGAAAAAUACAAGAAAAAUUAAAACCAACUGUUAAGGCUCUCAUCCACCCAGAAAAGCAUGGUGCUCUGUGAGAACAGCAGCUGCCAUACUCAGACUCUAGCACUGAAGCUACAAGAAUGACAGACAUCUUGGAAACGGGUUCAGCUCCACUCUGCUAGUACCCUUCAUGAUUUCCUCACAAAAGCUGGCAGUGUAUUUCCCACCAUUCUCCACGUAGGUGGUCGGCUGAAUUGGCCUAUGCCAAUCAAAUGCUUUUAUUUUUGGGUGCAGUCCAACAAAUGCCAAAAAGCAUUAUGAAAGGAGUUAAUUUCCACUUGUUUUUCCCUGUGGCAUUUCUUCUGUGUAAUUAACUACGUAUGGCAAUUCAUUUCACAUGUUCAUGUUUUAGCAUUGCAGUGCUGUCACCCAAAAUGCGUGAGUCAUGAUGUGGAAAGUUGUGUGGGAUCGUGUGUGGGAUUUCUCUGUACUUCUGAAUGUUUGUGUGUGUGUGUGUGUGUGUGUGUGUGUGUAUGUAUGCAAAAAGUGUACACAAAAAUACAAAUUUCGCUUGAAAGAUGCAUGCAAAAUGUGAGUAACAGGAUGCAAUGUCACACAAAGGAUCUCUCAUUGAAUGGCAGUGAGACUGAAAGGAGGCCGAAUUAGGUGCUCUGUGCAAUACCGAGGUUGUGAAUUUCAUCCUUUGUAUCAUUGUCAGUACCCACUGAGUUUUGAAUAAAUAGAUAGUUGAGGGGAAUUUGGAAGGUUUUGCUUAGGCAAAGCCACUUUAGGAAUUUUGAGAGAUGGUAAAGCAAUGUUGUUCCAAUAUUGGGUUCAAAUAUUACUGCAAGAGAUAUUUAAGAAUGUUGGCCACAUCUUUAAUUGUCACAGCAGUUCAGGUGAAGCACCAGGAGAAACAUGUGCAGGAAUUUCAAGGGAAGACGAAAGAUGUUAUUUCUUAGGGAGAUUUCAACCAUCUCUAGCUGUAAUCAAGCUGGUAGAGUAGCUUCUGUCAUUCAUGCCCUGCUCAGACUAAAUAUUGCAUCGUUUGUGAUUUUUUGGUUGAGUCUAAUAAAGGUAUUACUGUGACUUUGGUAUUUUGAUAUGUAAGAAGGUAUAUUCAAUAAGGCUAUGUGAGGUGUAGUUUGCAUGGAUUUGCAUUAUUUUAAGUCCCGUGCCGUAAUUUCAGAUGAAAAGCAAGGGUGGGUGUGAUAGUCCAUAAGAAGAAGAAAAAACCUCCACAGUACAAAGCAUCAGUUUAAAUCAUAUAAAAUCCAAAUAUAUUUGGGGGCACAACUUAGCCUUACAUCCUUUGGGAGGGAGGUCUUGAGGCAGUAAAAUGAUAUAUAUAUAUUUCUAACAAUAUAUGCAAAGUGUUCCUUAUUCCAGAAAAAACACACAACCCACUCUAAAUUUUAUUUGGGAAUCAUUUUCACCCUAUUAUUGAUCUGAAAUCUAUAGUUUUUAAUGUCCAUCAAAGUUGUUUGGUGUAUCAAAUUUGGUUAAUGUUUGUUUUAAUAAUACUUAUAAUAUAAAAAUGACUUAUAGAACUAAGAUAGAAUACAUUUUUCUGCUGUAGAACAGGGUAUUUCCACAAUACAUUGAAAUAUUAUCACAAAUGCUGCUCUCUUAAAAGGAUGUGUGAUCAGCAAACUGACUCCUGUGCUCUGACUUGCUUGCUUAAUUAGGCUGACUUCCCUCUACCCUUUGUACAUUUUUCAUUCUUAGUGUGAAAUAGACAAUCUACAUCAUAUUCUGACCAAAAUGGUAAAUACCAACACAUAGUGUAAUCUGGAUUUCCCUGAAAUCUUAGAAGUACAAAGGCCUCAGUUGAAGAGUGACAUUUAGAUAGUGUUAUAUGGUUGGAGCAGGAAUGUGAAUGUGAAUAGUAAAGGGAAUUGAUCGGAAUUCAGAUAAUGAUGAUGCCUGUCACAUAGUAUAUUUUCUAGGGGAAAGAGAGUGGUGCACUGCUGUCAGCUAGUAUUUUGCACAAGUUAACAUAGCUGUGAUUCACAUUUUUAAAAUACACAUGCCAUUUCUGUACAUGACAUGUAAGAGAAGCAUAGGGACAAUGGACAUGGUGUAGUUUACUAGCUGUUGGUUAUUAUUUGUUUAUUUUUUGUGAGGAAAGCAAUUGCUUUCCCCAGUCCUCUGGCUGGGAAGAGUUUUAAGUGACUGCUCUUUCCUGCCUUUUUAGCAAGACCAUUAAUCAGCAGGAAUUAGCUUUCUGCAGAACCACAACUUUGACAGCUGGUUCACUAUUAUUUUCCAUUCAGCAAGUUCUCAUUCAUUCAUUCAUGAUUGGUACUCAGCCCGAGUCCCUUGGCAUCCCUUGAGACCUUCGCCAUGCCUGCAGAAUGGUAGUUUAGUAUACAAUGGAAGAGAUGCAUUGAUGUUUUCCCUGUAGACCUACAGGCUUCUGGUUGGAGCCAUAAGGAAACGAGAGAAAAAAUUAGCCUGUGUGUUUGUGUGGCUGUGCUCCAGUAAAUAUUUUGAUGCAUCUGCUGCCAGCUCUGGUCUGAGGGAAUCUACCUAGCAUUUAAAUUUUGAUGGGGAGCUGUUUUGAAUAAUAAGAGUGCAGCCGGCUGUGAGUCAGUGCAUGUGUGUGUUGACUGAAAGGGGGAGAAAAAAAUCUCAAAGCUUAACGCUUGCUGAACGCUCAGCUGCAGUGCUUUGCUUUUCCCUCCUCCUUUUUCUCCGAGUAGAUAUUCCAAACAGAUUUUUUUGGGGUGGUGGUGUUUCACUGGGAGGAGGGAGGGGAAGCAUAUUUUCUGUAACCCCUCACCCAAGUAGCAGUUACGAUGGGUGCUGUAAUGGGCACGUUCUCUUCUCUGCAAACCAAACAAAGAAGACCCUCGAGAGGUAAGUCAGGAUUGGUCUAUUUGGUGAAAUGUGCAAUUUGGGGAUAUAAGGAACCAAAGUAAGCCUUCUUCAAGCUGUCGCAGCCUGUUAACAAGAUAAAGUUGAAGAUGAAUUGGAAAUGACCACAGUAUGUUAUCGGCCAGAAGGACUAGAACAACUUGAGGCACAAACCAAUUUCACAAAGAAGGAGCUUCAAGUGCUUUACAGAGGAUUCAAAAAUGAAUGUCCUAGUGGAGCUGUUAAUGAAGAGACGUUCAAACAGAUUUAUGCACAGUUUUUCCCACAUGGGGAUGCUAGUAUGUAUGCCCAUUAUCUCUUUAAUGCAUUUGAUACAGCACAGACUGGAUCUGUGAAAUUUGAGGAUUUUGUGACGGCACUAUCCAUUCUGUUGAGAGGAACAGUUCACGAAAAGCUACGAUGGACAUUUAAUCUGUAUGACAUAAAUAAAGAUGGCUAUAUAAACAAAGAGGAAAUGAUGGAUAUAGUAAAGGCAAUUUAUGAUAUGAUGGGCAAAUACACCUACCCAGUGCUGAAAGACGAUGCUCCAAGGCAGCACGUAGAAGUUUUUUUCCAGAAAAUGGAUAAAAAUAAGGAUGGUGUCGUUACUCUGGAUGAGUUUAUUGAGUCAUGUCAGGAGGAUGACAAUAUCAUGAGAUCCUUACAGCUUUUUGAAAAUGUCAUGUAACAGCAGCUGAAGAACAGCAUAGGAAUCUGAGACUUUAUAUGUAAUGAGACCCUGAAGAAAAUGAGUCAAGAUUUUUCUCCCUGCCACCUUUUUUGAUGAAAGCUUUUUACUACUUGGACAUACUCAGCGUGCAAGGAUUUUAUAUGCCAUCGCAAACUGAGCUGUGUCUCUGAAUGCAACAAACUCCAUCUCGCCUCCCUCAAGAGACACUGAUUAGAAUUUAUUUCAUUUGGAAGCAUGCUAAUAAAACCUGACCAGAGAGACCUGCUGCUUAAAGUUUAAUGAAUUAUUGAAGUCUAAAUGAUUAAAACAAUAUUCAAGUUUCUGUUAGCUAAUCACAAAAGUUCUGCUGCUUUUGCUCUAGCAAGCUGGAUUGCAUAUGGUACCACAGCAUCAAUAGAUUGCUAAACAUCUGUUGUAAGCAGAAACUCUUUUUGUAUCAUCACAGGACAAACAGUUGUGCUUAUAUUUUGCUUUGACAGUGAGAUAUGCGCUAGAAAAACUCAUGCUAGUUUUACAAAUGGACACAAAUCUAACAUGUUAAAUGGCCAGCAAGAUUAAUUUAGGUCCUGUCUAGAUGAUCAGUUUGUGGUCAACAGAAGCAAAAGAAAUGUUUCCUGUUCAGAGACACAUACUGCAUUUCCCCAGAACUUAAAAAGGCAACAGAUUGCUGCUAGGGAAAUGAUUUAUUUCCCCCACUGGCAAAACUGUUGUAAGCUGGAGGGCUUUCAGCAGUUGGCUGUUUCCUAGUGUCCAUGGUAUUAAUAAUAACAAGUGAUGCAACUCCAUCCUCACCACAUAGCCAUUUGAUACUGCAACUCUAACACCAAUGCUCUGCCUGCAAAGAGGGGACUCGCUGAGAGCUGGAACUGACACUUCCUAAGACAAAGCUUGGGGAAGCCUCUUGUCAGGUUUUACCACCAACACCUCCAUAGCAAGUCUUCCCACUUUGCCACAAGGUAGGACUCCAAAUCAGCUAUGCUAGUGGAGGCUGAUGAGUGUUGUAGUCUAAAAUAUCUGGUGGGCACCAGGUUAGGGAAAGCUGCUUCGGAUGAACUUGCUGAUGUGGGAAGAAGGCAAAAGGCAAAGGGCGUGUGCAUGGACACGUAUUUGCCUUGGAACUGCCAGUUGUUAUGUGAGCCCCCCCUCCUCCUUCAGGCUGUGUUCUCUCUUCCACGCAAUAGGACACAAAUUAUCCAGCAUGGGAACAGUACCAGCAAUGCCACUUCUACAACUGCCCACUCCCAUUACUGUAAUAUAUAUGGAUUGUUUUGUGCUCUACUGCCUCUGGACUGAGAUUUGAAGGAUUAUUUCACUAUGCCAAGAAUGCAGUUGGGGUGUGCUUGCAGCUGAUUGUCUUGACAUGCCCAACACAUAACUUACUUCCCUUCUGUUCUUAAAAACUCAUACUUGAGUCCCCUGCUGUCGCUUUGACUGACUCCAGUGAAGUUUCUCAUUGUGCAUACAAGUGAAUGAAAUUCCUCAUAGUUCAUUUGAGUCGAGAGAAUCAGAUAAAAGCAGAGUUUACUUUUGCAGGCAAAAUCUGAAGCAUAAUCUACAAAAUAGUCUAAGCUUUGAUAAGUUUUCCCCUUGCUUUCAUCAGUUUGAAAGGUGCACAGUCCAAGGCCAAAGCUUCAAUGGCGUUUCAAAGGGCUGGAAUAUUAAAAGUCAUAAGUUUUUUCCCAUUCAUUCUCCCUAGUGCAUACUGCAGUGAAAUGUGGGAUGAACAGACAGUGCUGGAUAUUGUUUUGUACUGUAUUGAUUUAAUAUGGAGUGCUAACAGCCUACCAAGUAGUCCCUACCCACCACUCAGGCAAAGCCCCACUGAAAUGAACUGAGAUCAUGCACCAUUUCCCUGUGUGUUGUGCCUAGAGUUUUCAAGCACAAAAGCAAGCACGAUGCUCUGUAUGCACUAAAACAUACACCAUUUGACCAUUUAAAGCAGCUUUGAAGUAAAUUAUUUUCCAGUAUAAAAUAAUUGAAAACCACAAGGCUGGAGUCCUGAGCCAAUAUGAAGCACACAUUGAUUUCACUGAGGCUGGGAGCACCAGCUUGCAAAACAACGAGGUUGUUUAAGAGCAAGAUAAAGAGCAGGAGGAUUUUGAAGUAUUUUAAACCACUUUAAUGGUUUUGGUCAAAGCAUACAUUUUUAGUGGGGGUGGGGAGUUUUUUUUUGGGGGGGGUGGAAUCUGAAAUAUCUAUUGGAAGAAAACGACAAUAGUUGUAAAGUAAAAUUUUAUGGUGACUAUUUCAAGAUUUUACAGUAUUUCCAAUUAUACACACCAUUCAUAUUAUAUGUCCCAAAUCCAGCUAAAGUUAUCUGUGUGAUGUAAGGCACAAUCAUAUGUAUUUUUUCAUGGGAAUAAGCCCAUUGAGUUCCAGUGGAGUUGAGUCUGAUAUAACGUGUUUAGGAUUGCAGCCUAAGGUGACAAUCCUGAACAACUUGCUUGGAAAUAAAUUCUGCUGAGACCAUUGGACCUUACUCCCAAGUAAACCUGGUUAAGAUUUAAGCCCCACUGCCUUCAGUAUCACUUAGUCAUGGCUAACUUUACCUGGACUGGGGUAAGAACAGUUUCUCCACACAACUGUAAACAUUUGGUUUGGUAGGAAGUUGCAGUCACUGCCUGUGCCUUCUACAAGCCCAAAGAGCUGCUGCCAGUACAUUUAGUACAAGAGGAAUACACUCCAGAACAUGAGGAUAUUUUGCUUGGGAUAGGAUCCAACUGUUUGGUAUCAUGUAUAACCCUAGCUGGGUAAUCAGUACUGAAAGAAAUAACAGAAAAUUAAUCUCCGUAGUUACACAAGAGCUAGUUCUUAAUUUAAGUCCCCAUUUUAGAAAAAUAAGAUGCAUGUUUUAACUAAUUACUAAAUUAGUAAAUUUAGAGAUUAGUGCCAGGACCUUGUUUGGCUGUCUGCAAGUGCCACAUGUUCUGAUUUGCCUAGAAAAGUUCAUAGCCUAGACAAAUGACUGGCUGUGAACAGAAGAAAUAAGGAAGGGCAGGAAUGUAUUGGGUUACACUGCACACUCUGUGACCAUCAGAUUUCCAGGAAAGUGUUACAGAUAUAUUUUAGAAACAGAUUACAUGUUGUUGGCAAUGGAAUAUAUUUUAAAUAUGACACCCAUAGUUUUAUAUUUUAUAAAUCACAUUAACCGUAACGCCUAAACUUAUAUAGAAAUCAAUAUAGCUAGUGUAACUGGAUUUGUGAUGUGACAGGUUUGUUCACAAUAAGAUACUGUCCUUUAUGGAAAACCCAGCCUCCACUGACUCUUCAUUACCUGAUUGUUCCUUCUAAAGCCUCUGUUGCUUUUAAGUCCUUGCUCUCCAUUCCUUAAAAGAUCCAGUGGUUUGUAUUCUAAAUCCUGAUCCCUGUAAAUGUGCAUCCCUAGUUUGAUGGGGAGCUUCGUGUGCAAUGUGGUGCUGGUUCCCCUCAAAAAAGCCAGGGCCUUUUUUACAAGCUAAAAUCCUGGCAACCAGUCCCCUUGCUUUAUCUUCCUUGUCAACCAAACUCUCCCCCCCAUCAUUUUUAAAAAGGAUCUAUGCAUGAAACACUGACUGAUUUGCCCACUCUCCACUAGAUGGGAGUAACUCAUAGUGUUUUCCAUUUUAUGAUGUGGAAGAGAAUGUAGGUUUUGGAAUAUGGGGAAAACUCAAGUUACAUCUUCUGAACUUCCGCUUUAAUUAUUAUUUAUUAUUGUUGCAGGGUAAAGUAAAUCUCCUGAUCCUCUUUUCCCAGGAUGGAUACCAUGUGGUCAUCCCAGAUGUUGUUGGACUGCAGCUCCCAUAAUUCCUGACCAUUAGCCAUCCUGGCCAGGACUGAUAGAAGCUGGAAUCCAACAGUAUCUGGAGAACCACAUGUUUCCAUCCCUUCUCUACUCCAGUUCCCUAGUUCCCUAUUCUAAAAUGGGGUGUACGAAUGACCAAAAUAUCAUAUAACAUCUUUUUAUAGCAGGUUUUCCUCAGAUGUUUUGAAUGGGGGAUUUUCUCGCAAAGCCAAUUUCAGCUUCAGAAAAAGGGCUUUCCUUAGGACCAUGGUAGAGGAGGAAAGAGUUUAACUCCCCCCCCCCCAUUACCUGCUACAACCUCAAUAGUUCUCUGCUUCUCCCAGCUGGUGCUAUUUGCAUUUCAAUAAACUUGUGUGUUACAUGCAAAAAUGCAAAAGAUGUCAAAUCCACUUUUGCCCCAAGACCAACUUCAAAACUUACUGUACCUAUGAAGCAUCCCAGCUAGCUGGCAGCCAUUUCACAAGCCGAUAAAUGCACAGCACCAGCUUGCACAGCUCUCUCUCUUUGUGUGUGUAAAAGUCUGAGGAUUGAGGCACUAAUUCAACUGUGACAUUUUUAAAAGAACUAAGCGGGCAUCUUAGUUUUCCUCUUAAAACUGCUUCUGGGAGACUGAUUCUACCUACUUCAGCACCUCCCUCCAUGGAUCCUCGCUUACCACCCAAAUUAGGGGUACUGCAAUCCCCCAAAUUUGAAAAUUAUACUGAUUGAAUGAUAAAAAAUAAGUCUAAAUCUGUAAACAAUAGUAGUUCAGCUAAGUCUACACCCACCACACACACACACACAAUAUAAAUUAAACCUUGUGUUAUUUGUGCUUACCACCUUCUUAGUCCACUUUAAGCAUUUGAUAAAGUAAACUAAGGUUUGUGGGAGCUCAAGACAUUAUUAGGCUACUUGAAGCACAAUGCUAUGCAUGUUUCCUCAGAAUCAGGGCUGUCUUUAGCAUAUGUGGCACCGGGGUGCAAAAAACGGGGGGGGGGGGACAGGCCAAAGUUGUUGAGCUUUUGAGGAGGCACACAACUCUCCCAUGCUGCUGCGGGAGGAGAGCAAUCCCUACAGAGGCUUGGGAGGGAAGCUGCGCACCUUGUGUGAGCAGUGUGCGCAUGCUGGGUGGGCCUAUUGACGGCCCACCAAUCCCAGGCAGGCAGGAGGUCUCAGUGCCCACAGCAGAAAAGCCUGCAGCACUCCGAUGGGCUCUGCUCUGCUCGGCUGUCAGCUGGCCUGGCUCUUCAAUCCCAGACUCCAAAUCUCAGCCACAGACUCUUGGCCUGGCGCCCCUGAGAGCCCGGCGCCCGGGUGCCCCGCACCCUUAGCGCCUAUGGGUAAGCAGGCCCUUCUCAGAAUUAAGUCCCAUUGUGUUCAGUGGGACAUUCUCUGGGAUGAGUGUGCACAGGAUUGCAGUCGUUAGCGCAUAUGCUUUUUCAUGCACUGGAACUAAUGCUAUAAAAUGCAAGUUAAUGUGUGUAUCCAGCAAAAAUGAGGACAAUGUUGAACUUUGACAGAAGCACUAGGAAUGAGGCUGUGGUGUCCUUUCCUUUCCCUUCCCUGCUGUGAUCAGUCUAUUAGCACUACCACAGUGUUUCUCCUGGCUAAAAAUUAACCCAAUCCAACCCCAAAUACAGUAUUUUGCCAAUUAAGUUAAUUUGUUCAGUUUUGUUAGCCUGUUCAACAUAUUAUGCCACAAGGAAGCUCUUGCAAGUCAAAGGGAGCUGCCAUGGAUAGAGGUUACAUGAGGCAUAGCCACCCAAUAGCACAGUGGUUCUGCUCCUUCUCCUCUUGACAUCAGUGGUAAAAACUCAGUGACUCCAGUAGACCUUUGUGGGACAAAAUUGAUGGUUCAAAUGGAGUAAAUGCAAUUUACACUACAUCUGCAAUUAAGGUUACUAGUGGCCAUGGUAGCAGGAACUUACCAUGUUGCAUUUUUUUUCUUUUUUUUAAAGGUAUACUGUAAAAAGAGACUGAAGCCAUUCUCUCCCUUGUUACUAUUGCUUAACUGUGAUGAUGCCAGGGUCCUUAAUAACCCAGUCUUGUUUGUUAGCUUGUUUUUCAUCUGAACCCUUUUAUUGUGUUGAAGAAGGUCUCACCCAUGGACUGAACCUGUGAAUAGAGCAUGCAGCCUGACUAUUAAGUAAAGAAAACAGAAAAAAGUAUCAUUCGUGGUAAUGCCAUUUAUUAUCAGGAAAUAGGCUCACGGGAAUGAGUGCAAUUCAGCCAAAAGUAUGCAGUACAUCAGAGGAGGAAAAAGCCAGGCAUCGGCUUAAAACUAUUACUGAACUCCAUGUUCAAAAGUGCUUUAAAAAAGCUUAACUUGGUCUGGAUCAUCCCUAUCUUUGCAAACAUUCUGGAGCUCAAUAGCCUGAUCAUUUUUCAUAAUUGCAAUAUUCAUGGCAAAGACUUGAUAAUAAGAGAAAAUACUGUGAUAAAUUGGUUUUGCAUCAUCCUGAAUUUUACCAGCAUUCUGUCGAAUGUAGUUAUUGGGCUGGGUUCCUAAGUUUUAAAAUGUCAAUGUUCUCCACUGUACAAAUCUACUCAUAACUGUAGUUGUUUCAGCAAUGUCCAAAAUGUUUGUCUGACCAAUAGUUAAGAGUUAUUACAAUUGUGUCAAUUUUCCAAAUGUUGUUUAUAUGCAUUUAAGGCAGCAGUUCAUUAAAAAACCAGAAAGGACAAUUAUGAUGAUGAUGCAAAAAAUAAAAUAAAUCAAUGUAUCUGUUGAUGUUAGUUUUCCUGUUACUCAUGGCAAUUCUAUGAGUAACCCUGAAUAAUGCUGAUUGUAAGAUUUCACAGGUAAUUUACUAAAUGUUCCAUUGGAAUAACAGAUUAAUGGCAUCCCUGAAAGUUUGUCAUGCUAUAAACAAACAAACAAAACCAUCUCUAACUUGUUGACAUAAGAAAUGUGAUUCAUAAGAGUGCAGUGGUGUUACAGCUUUUUCCUUCCAUAGCUUUUAAGCACAUCAGAAAAUUAACAAAAUUUCAUGGUAAGUAAAGCCAUUCUGUUGAAGCAGCAAUGCAUAGCUUCACUUUCACAAAUAUUAUGAUCAAACAGCAAUUUGUAUAAUAUUUUGUUGAACAUUUUCAAAGAUUUUGGUUUUAAUAAUAAAAAUAUAAUAUGUACAUAAGGUGAUGCACACGUCUAUUUUUGUGGAUAAUCAGGCCUGACUUCGCUUGAAAAAUGGGGGCAAGACCACAGCAAUCUCUUCUGGGAAACUGGAGCUACUCAGAUGCUCACUGGGCAAGGAUGACACUGCAGGGAUGAACCACAGAAUUUAAUGCAGUGGAAAGCCUGUGAGGCCAAGUAGGCUGGUGUCUGACUACAUGAUUCCAUGAGAGAGGAGUAGUACUACUAGAAAUCUAGACAUGGGUAGUGUUAGGACACCGACAAGUCAGUGCACUGAAGAGCAGCAGUCAGGGCCAGAUGCAGCCAAGGUACGCAAUCCAGGUCAAAGCCAGCAGUCAGGGUCAGAUAAAGCCGAAGUACACAGUCCAGGUCAAAGCCCGCAGUCAGGUUCA